This is a messenger RNA of Melanotaenia boesemani (Boeseman's rainbowfish), 2171 nucleotides long. RefSeq names its product SIX homeobox 2a (gene six2a). Lineage: Eukaryota; Metazoa; Chordata; Actinopteri; Atheriniformes; Melanotaeniidae. The record is from RefSeq and is a predicted model, not a curated record. The transcript has 2 exons. The coding region runs from base 304 to 1176 and encodes 290 amino acids. Gene Ontology annotation, biological process: regulation of transcription by RNA polymerase II; kidney development. Gene Ontology annotation, cellular component: nucleus; transcription regulator complex. Gene Ontology annotation, molecular function: DNA-binding transcription factor activity, RNA polymerase II-specific; RNA polymerase II cis-regulatory region sequence-specific DNA binding.
UCGGUAAGUAGUUUAUGUUGAAACGACAUAGAAAAGGUGGAGGAGGACAUUGGAGGGAGUAGCAACUUUCUCUCUUUCUCAACAACUUUAUGAGGAUUUGUCGCCUGGGGUUUGCAUGGCUGAUAGCUUGAGCGUAUUCUACAGUACGCAGCUGGAUUUUGCCAAAACCUUGAGUUGUUAUAAGUUUGAAGUCGCUCUUUUGGGGACCUUUUGACACCAAUGGACUUAAUGCGUCUUGAUUUCAUGAGAAACUGAACGUGGAAGUAAGGCACAAUAUAAUCUGUCUUGGUUUACGUUGUCGCCAUGUCCAUGCUUCCGACGUUUGGUUUUACGCAGGAACAAGUGGCGUGUGUUUGUGAAGUCCUCCAACAAGGGGGGAACAUCGAGCGGCUGGGGCGAUUUCUCUGGUCCCUGCCGGCGUGCGAGCACCUCCACAAAAACGAAAGCGUCCUCAAAGCAAAAGCCGUGGUUGCUUUCCACCGGGGCAACUUCCGAGAGCUCUACAAGAUCCUAGAGAGCCACCAGUUUUCGCCGCACAACCACCCGAAACUGCAGCAGCUUUGGCUCAAAGCGCACUACAUCGAGGCGGAAAAGCUGAGGGGUCGUCCGCUCGGCGCCGUAGGAAAGUAUCGCGUCCGAAGAAAGUUCCCCCUGCCCCGCUCCAUCUGGGACGGAGAGGAGACAAGCUACUGCUUCAAAGAGAAGAGUAGGAGCGUCCUUCGGGAGUGGUACACCCACAAUCCUUACCCAUCCCCACGGGAGAAAAGAGAGCUGGCCGAGGCCACGGGACUCACGACCACACAGGUCAGCAACUGGUUCAAAAACCGACGGCAGCGAGAUCGGGCAGCUGAGGCAAAAGAAAGAGAAAACAACGAGAACUCCAACAGCAAUAGUCACAACCCAUUGACUUCUUCCAUGAAUGGAAAUAAAACUCUAUUGGGGAGUUCGGAUGACGAUAAAACACCUUCGGGGACACCGGACCACACGUCCCAGAGCCCAGCGCUGCUCCUCGGCUCAAACACCGGUUUACCGUCUCUGCACGGCCUUGCGCCCCCGCCAGGACCCAGCGCAAUCCCGGUGCCUGGUGGUGCAGACUCGGUGCACCAUCACCACUCAUUGCACCAUGACACCAUACUGAACCCUAUGUCUUCUAAUCUUGUGGACCUUGGCUCUUAAAAUAACGGCACAAAGGGGAUAAAGAGCAGCAUUUCUUUUUUCCCAUUUCUUUUGGAAAGUACGAGGUGACGUGAGCGAAGCUUCAAGCACUUGCGUCUAUAGGUGCAAGGCAGACAGACUGGAACGCUGCAAAAAUAGCCACCGUAACAAAUCAUUUAAUCUCACAUUCAAGUUGUUUUUUUUCUUUUUCUUCUCUCUCUCAAUAAGUCAGAGAGCAAUUGAGAACUUGACGAUCAACAGGUACCACGUUCUCACGCCACUCACUAAGUUUUGUACUAAACGGAUGGACGAAAAAAUAGACUAGAUUUGAGAUUUUAUGACUUGUUAAGACGGAUUAUUUAGCAGGAAAAAGAAAGAAAGAAAGAAAGAAAGAAAGAAAGAAAGAAAGAAAGAAAGAAAGAAAGAAAGAAAGAAAGAAAGAAAGAAAAAGAAUUUAACUGGAAUUUAAUAAGGUAUCCUGUUAUAUUGUUGAAAACAAUAACAACAAAGUGUCUUAACUCUUGCUACUAUUACCGCUGUUAUCACCAGACUCUGUAGACACAGAGUUCAAGGUAUCCCCUGCCUUUAUGUUUACAUUUGGGGUUUUCCAAAAAGAGCCAUGAGCAGUCAUUUUUAUUUUUGUUUGCUCUGUUUUUUGUUUGUUAUUUCGUUUGUCUGUUUCUGAGGAGGGUGGGCUGAUGGGAUGUGAUAUUUUCAAGUGUCUUAUAAGAGCUGUGAUAAAAUGAAGUAUCUUAAUCUCCUGAUGUUAUUAGUAUUUACAUUUUCAUGUGGAAAGAGACUGCAUGUAAACUUUGCGAUCCAUAAAGCGACUUCAUCUAUAGUUUCAUAUUACCCUUUACAAUAAAAGAAAAAGAUAUACAUGAAUUAAAAAUCGAGGAUUUCUCUUAUUAUGAGUGAUUAUCGCCAUUCUUGUUUGAAAAAGGAAAAAAAAUAGCCUGUUUACAUUUCUCUCCUCUUACGUAACAUUGAUUUUAAAAAAAGAAAUCCAGGAAAAU